AUGCUCACGCCCGCCACGAACAACGUGCUGUCGAGGACGGCGGAAAACGCGCCGCCUCAGAAGCAGAUGAGCAGCCUCGCUGUACGAAUGACGCGCGGCGCUCCUCCAGCAAGCUCGGUUCACCACAAGCCCAAACAGGCGUACCAAGAAGCAUAUGAGGACCUGGGGGAGAUCUACGUUAAGCUGUGCGUGUCGACGGUGGCGUAG
Aphanomyces astaci is the source of this 207-nucleotide messenger RNA. RefSeq lists its product as hypothetical. The record is from RefSeq and is a predicted model, not a curated record. The coding region runs from base 1 to 207 and encodes 68 amino acids. The transcript is spliced from 2 exons. NCBI's taxonomy places the organism in Eukaryota, Oomycota, Saprolegniomycetes, Saprolegniales, Verrucalvaceae.